Messenger RNA from Theobroma umbraticum, 1360 nucleotides. RefSeq names its product calcium ion-binding protein. The record is from RefSeq and is a predicted model, not a curated record. Lineage: Eukaryota; Viridiplantae; Streptophyta; Magnoliopsida; Malvales; Malvaceae.
GAAAGACAUGCUUCAAAACAAUAUUUGAGGAGAAGCUUGAUGGGAGAAGAAGAAGCAAAAGAAAAAAAUUGGGAUAAUCGUUUGAGUUAGCUUGCAGCUCCUCCAGGAACCUGAUUGCUAGCUAGGUACAAGAUAGGAAUAAGGUUAAGAUAAAUGUAGUUGCAAGAGAUGGUGGAUUCCUUGCUUACACUUAACAAAUGAACUGGCAAAGCUAUUCCCCGAUCUUCCUGUUUCCAUAUCCUCUUUCCCUCCCAUUAUAUAAAUCAUUGUUGAGUCGACUAAUUGUCUCAAGUUUCAUUCAAGUCUCUGCAACAUGGGGAAUUCCAUGGGUGGUUUCAUGGGAAAAGGGUUGCCAUCCACCCAGAUGUUAAGCUUUGUGUUUAAAUCACUUUACGAGCAGUUCACAGAUGCAGAAAUCAAAGGCUUCGACGAUUUCCAUGCUGCUAUUCUUGAUAUCUUGACUGUUUUAAACUCAGCAUUGCCUGGAAAACAUUAUGAUGCUCCUGCUCGCAGUGAAGUAGAGAGAUGUUUUCAAGAAUGGUGCAAUGAAGAAGAUCCAGCAAAAAAGAAGGAGGUGUUUGUUCAGUUUAUUAAGAAAAUAAAGCUUAGCAAGCUGGAUAACACUACUAUUAUGACUGGGAUAGUAACCCCUCCAGCAGCCAUGGCAGCCAAGAAAGCAGGAGAAUUUUUGCCUCAUUUGAGUAUGAUUAAGGCCAUUCCUGAUGUUAUAUUUGUACCAUCUGUUACCGUGGCUGCCUUGGUCAUUUCCAAGCUCUCCAGAAGGCUAUACAAGCGGAGCGUGCGGUCCCAACCCAACCAAACCGAGCCCUCUAAUGUGGAUGAGAUUCAGCCUGUGGCAGAGCGAAGCACACCUCCUUGUCCUCCAGAUUAAAAUUAAAAUGAAAAGAAAAGAAAAAAACAAAUGGAAAGAGGAAAAUUGGGUUUUCAAUGCUUGCCUCACUCAGGCUCUUGAAUCAUUAUGAAGAAACAUGUGAAUAUCCUAGGUUUUAUAUAAAAUUUUAAGUUACAAAGCUACUGUCAGUUGACACUAUGGUAAGCGUAUAUGCAUGCUGUUGGGAAAGGAUUUUAAUAGAUGAGAUGAUGUUUACUUUCGUAAAUGUAAAUUGCUUGGACAAAUCUAAUGAAAUUCUCUCCACGGGUAGCAUUAGCAGAGCAUAUUUACUUGGAAUGCUGCUGGUUUUUCAGCCAGGGAAUUCAUUUGGGGGUCACCAUUAGAUUACUCAGAAUAAGAGAAACCCUUGAACAUCAUCUUUCAAACUAGCUUGAAAUGCUUUUUUUCUGUUUCUAGUAAAAUCUCACAAGAUGAUUAUACAAGCAUCCUUUUUAGCUUAAUAAACUU